AUGGCGCCAAAGAGGUUGGCCAACCUGGCUGGCAAUUCGUAUGUGUCCAGUUCUGCGCUGGCCAAGAUUUUGGAAAGCGUGAAGCAUAAUCCAGAGCUGUUGAACGAAAGCACCUCUCGCUACACUUUGAAGCGGCGCCGUGAGGAAGAAGUUGUGGUGACUGGUAUUUAUGGUGACCUUGUCAAGGAGAUGCGUUGCACUGGAAAGGACGGAAAUCCUGUCACAAUUUGCUACGCUGACCCUGUUGUGACGGUGGACCAUUUGGCGCGCAUUAGCCCUGCGUACAGGGAAACUUUGCGCCGCAAGGCGGCCCGGUGUUCGCCGAUCUGCGCGUACGCGGACGAAGUUCUGCCAGGCAACGUGCUGAGAGCUGUUAGCUCUCGCAAGUGCUGGGCAGUUUACUGGACGUUUCUGCAAUUGGAAGAAGCCCUUGGCAGUGAGCUGUGCUGGAACACCUUUACCGUGGCGACCAGCGAUCAGGUGAAGAGGCUAGAGGACGGGUUGUCCCAGCUGAUGAGGGAGGUGUUUCGGCGGCUCGGAGGAGGAUUCCAGGAUGGAGUGUACAUCGAGGGUGUUGGGAUUCUCAAGGCGGAGCUCCGGUUGAUGAUAUCGGACGAAGGCGCCUUGAAGCAGACCCUGAUGUGCAAGGGGGCCUCUGGAAACAAGUGUUGCACCAUGUGCCGCAACUGCGUUCUUCAUGCAUCUGAGUUGUGGAAGCAUGGAGAUGGCUUGGUCAGCCAUGUCGAGCACGAGUUCGGCAG
Messenger RNA from Durusdinium trenchii, 761 nucleotides. The record is from the annotation of a GenBank genome assembly. NCBI's taxonomy places the organism in Eukaryota, Dinophyceae, Suessiales, Symbiodiniaceae.